CAUAUGUGCGCGGAGGACUGGCCGCUUGGUUUGUGCCCAUUUUAAGUCACUGCCUGUCAUCUGGCUGGAAUGCGCUCCUCACACACUGCAGCUGCUCUGCUAUCAGGCUGUUAUCUUCUGCCUUAACAUUCGCACAUUAGAGCUCGAAUCGACAACACCGCUUGAAAACUUCAGAAUGUCAGACACCUUAAGCUACACAACAUCUCCAUUGCCUUCCAGUGUCCCGUCAGUCUCUGGUGAUUCAAACGCCACAUUAUGCCAGGACUGGGAGCAGUCUCAUCACCUGCUGUUCCACCUGGCCAACUUGAGCCUUGGUCUAGGUUUCCUCAUCCCCACCACAGUAACGCUUCAUAUGAUCUUCCUCAGACUGCUGCUGAUGACAGGGUGCUCUUUGUUCAUUGCAUGGGCCACAUUAUACAGAUGUACAUUGGAUGUGAUGGUGUGGAAUGUGGUUUUCCUUCUGGUGAACUUCAUGCAUUUCUUCUUCCUUCUUUAUAAACGCAGACCGAUUAAGAUUGACACGGAGUUAAAAUCAUUGUACAAGCACAUGUUCGAGCCCCUGCAUGUACGUGAAGCUCUGUUUCAGAGGCUCACCGGCCAGUUCUGCACUAUCCAGACCUUAAAGAAGGGCCAGGUUUAUGCAGCAGAAGAUAAGACCUUUGUUGAUGAGCGCCUCAGUAUUCUUCUCAAAGGAAAGAUGAAGGUAUCAUAUCGUGGCCAUUUCUUGCAUAAUAUUUAUACCAAUGCCUUCAUCGACUCUCCAGAAUUCAGGUCGACUCAGAUGAACAGGGGUGAGAGGUUUCAGGUGACGAUCACUGCUGAGGAAAACUGCAAGUUCCUGUGCUGGUCUAGAGAGCGUCUGACUUACUUCCUGGAGUCAGAGUCUUUUCUGAACGAGGUGUUCAGGUACCUCAUUGGCAAAGACAUCACCAACAAGCUUUACACUCUCAAUGAUCCAACCCUGAGUGACAAGGCUGCAAAGAAAAUGGACCGUCAUCCAAGCCUAUGUUCUCAGCUGUCUAUGAUGCAGAUGAGGAACAGCAUGGCUAGCACCAGUGACACAGACGAUGUGCUCAACCAGAUCCUGAGAGGCGGGUCAACUGGGUCAUCACUCCAGAAAACUCCUUUGACAAAAGCAUCCACGACUAUGAAACCAAUUGAAGAAGGAAUGGAAGAUGACGUUUUUGAACCUGAAUCCCCCUCUACCUCCCAGAACAUUUCCAGGACCCCCAGAGAAGACAUGUAAAAUGUAUUUUAUCACUUCACGGUCUUAGACUUCUAUGUUUCAAUCUAUUGUAUUUACAAGAAAAUAAUUCAAUAAUUAAUUUCCUUGCAUGUUCCUGUUUUUCUGUCAUGUUUUCUUGUGUGAUAUGUUAACAGUCAAUAUUUUAUUAAAAUGAAUUGUAUUAUUAUUACACAGGCUAUUAUUACAGGGUUAAGCAAUGAUGAAGUGUACACUGGGUUUACUGAAUGUCCUGUUUGAAGCAUUUUCAUUUCUUCCAAAUGCUUCUUUUCUUUUCAUUAAUGUGACUAUUGUGUGUUUAAAGUUAUACUGAUGCUUGAAAUCACGGUUUUUAUUCUUUUUUUUUUAAAUUAAAGUUUGGCACUAUGGACAUGUUGA
Molecule: messenger RNA, 1621 nt
Organism: Cyprinus carpio (common carp)
Lineage: Eukaryota; Metazoa; Chordata; Actinopteri; Cypriniformes; Cyprinidae
Product: popeye domain-containing protein 1-like
Cellular component (GO): sarcolemma
Molecular function (GO): cAMP binding
Source: RefSeq, a predicted model, not a curated record